Molecule: messenger RNA, 294 nt
Organism: Purpureocillium takamizusanense
Lineage: Eukaryota; Fungi; Ascomycota; Sordariomycetes; Hypocreales; Ophiocordycipitaceae
Exons: 1
Coding region: 1-294 (97 amino acids)
Source: RefSeq, a predicted model, not a curated record
AUGUUCUACAGCGACCCAGCAUACGAGCAGUACAUCAACGAUCUGCGUUUGACCACGCACAAAACCUUUGCACACUACGUGGCGGCAGAUUCGGACCCUGACAGCGCCCUACAGCUUGCCGGACAGAGAACGCCCCAGCUCGGCGAGGAGGAGAGACCCGCUCAGCCAGAGGACGCGCACAUAUCCCAGCCACAGGAGGAAGAGAGUCCAUCUCAGCCGGAGGAGGGGCAUCUGAAAGAGAAGGCGAAGUAUGCGGGGUCAGAGGAAGAAAGCUCAUGUGCUGAUGGCGAUUGA